Messenger RNA from Acaulospora colombiana, 627 nucleotides. Lineage: Eukaryota; Fungi; Glomeromycota; Glomeromycetes; Diversisporales; Acaulosporaceae. The record is from the annotation of a GenBank genome assembly.
AUGAAGCACAAUAACAUUCUUCCGAAUGCUCAUUUUCACAAGGAUUGGCAGUUGCGUGUUAAGACUUGGUUUGAUCAGCCAGGACGCAAAAAGAGGAGAAGAAUUAACCGCAUUCAAAAAGCCGCUCGAAUCGCACCACGUCCUACCGAGCUUUUAAGACCGGCAGUGAGAUGUCCUACAGUUAAAUAUAAUACUAGAUUGAGGGUUGGUCGUGGAUUUACCCUUGAUGAACUUAAGGCGGCAGGCAUUCGUCGCAAGGAGGCACUUACGAUUGGAAUUCCUGUUGAUCACCGACGCAAGAAUCGAUCAGAAGAAUCCCUUCAAUAUAAUGUCCAGCGAUUGUUAGCCUAUAAGAGUAAACUUAUUAUCUUCCCUCGGAAAUCUAAAUCUAAAAAGAAGGAUAUUUCGGAGCCUGCUGAAAUUGCGACUGCCACUCAGCAUAAGGGAACUGUCUUAGCAAUUCAGCAAACGUGGCCUGAAGAGGAGGCACGUGCUAUCACCGAGGAAGAAAAGGCAAUUAGUGCUUACGCUACUUUGCGUAAAGCUAAAUCUGAUGCCCGCCUCGUUGGUGUACGUGAAGUUCGUCGUAAGGCUAAGGAAGAGGAAGAAGCUAGCAAGAAAAAAUAA